CACAAUAAAGCUUUGAAAAAUGAGCGCCAUGAAGCGCGAUCGCGAGUGGGAAGCGUCAGCUUCGACCGGCGAUAACGCCGCCCCUGUGGCCGAUGCGGACUCUAAACGGCCUCGCACCUCUACGCCGACAUCUGGGCUGUCAUUUGAUGGUGUUUCCGUCUUUCACCGCCCCGUAUUAGCGUCGGAACAGAGUUCUCAAACACACCCCAUGGCCGUCCUGGAUGCAAUUCGAUCCAAGCUACAGAGCACCUCCGAUCCUCAUUUACAAGCCCGUCUUCUGUUGCAAUACAGCUCGGCUGCGGCCUCUCCAGGCGCGAAGACUGCAGCGGCCAUCGACUUCCUCUUCUCGUUCUUACAGCAGAAUCAGACAUCCCAGACCGACAGGAAUCAGACCAAGGACGCCGGUAACAACGGAGCCAUCGUCGUAGGCGCCAUAGUACGCGGACUCAGACAGCUACUCGCUGUCAAGGCUGCUGUGGUGGAACCCAUGAUCCAAGUGGACGCCAUGGGCGAGCAGCUCAUGCAAUGUAUGAGUGUAGGGGAAGACUUUAAGCUCCGUCGAGACAUGCUGCGUAUUGUCGUGGACUGCCUCAUACUCACCAAGAAAUACAGGCAAGCGAAAACUGUGCUACACACGUGUGUAAGGGAUCACGACGCCGGAAUGCAGGCCAUUUGCCUGCGUGGAUAUCUGAGACUACACGAUGCAGGACAGAGCUUUGAUGAGACAACUUCUACGCAGACUGCAGUGGACCAUUUCGAUCGAUUAGCUGGCUUUGUGCUGUUUGCACAGAGUGAGAAGGUGAGAGUGUUGGCUGCUCAAGUGAUCGUGGCGUUGGCGGACCAACACUCACAAGAUGAAGUGGAGAACAGCAAGUACUUUCCGUCAGCAGCUAAUACGACGCUGUUUCUACCAGAGAAGACCUUCUAUGUCUUGUGCAUGGCAGGUAGCGAUGCGUCUGAAGUAGUACGAGCGGAAGUUGCACGGUGUUUGCGUCGGUUUUCCCGUGUGCUUGCGAGUGACGUCGUAGAGCAUGCUGUGGUUAAGACACAGAUCGAUGAGGCUGUGGUGGAUGUAGCGCCAGAGAUCGUGGAGAUGAAUACGCGUCGCAUGAUGUCGAGUGGCGUGUUGCUGUCGCUUUUGGAGGAUAUUGACGUGGAUGUGGCUGCGGAAGCCUCGCGUACUAUCGCCAGAUUGGCUGAAGUGUCUACAGCUCCUGACGCUGGUACUGCGCGGUGGAGUCAGCGAGCGUUAGAACGUGCUAUCACAGCCCAUUUCGACGUUCUUCCACGUGCAAAUAUGUCCUGUACAUCACAACUAUGCCAAAUGUUGGUGAACUCUUUACGCCGUCUAUUGGUGUGUCGCCACAAUCUUGAAACGAAGACCGAUUUUACGAUUUCUAGCGCAGAUUUGAGCUCGCUUUUGCGAAGCGCUGUAUCGGAUGCAGACAGCGCCAAAGCCAAUGUCGUGGAGAUCUUACUGGUGCUACAGCAUUGCGACUUAUCAAGUACUUGGGCCGUUCAGCGAGUCGUUGACUUUAUAUUGGAGACAACAGCUUCCUCUUCGUUCGACAGCAUGUCAGUGGACAGCGAUGACGAGGACAACGUCGAUUGUUGGGAGAAACAGUUUGUUGAUGCAGUACGAGAUCUGGGGAAGAAAUGCUCAGCUGUGCUGAAGGUCGAUGUUACGCUGACAGACCGUGUGAGGCAAGAAACAUCACAGAGUGGCCAGCAUCAUCUCGUGAAAUGCACGGGCAAUGCUUUACUCGCACACAUUGACCCUACACAUAUCGAUAGCUUGGAGGCCACUAGCAAGCCUACUUCUACUGAGUCUACGCUGUUCUUUCUAAAGAGUUCAUCCCCAGCACCACGUUGUGCUGGUUCUCACACAUUCAGCGUGUCUUCUCAAGCGACAAACUCAAUGGAGGUCCUACGAACGCCCCCAGCGGACGGGGACAUCUCUGCCUCUCUCAAAGCGGUCCAACGCCUUCGGACCGCAUUUACAAAGGAUGGGUUGGCUAUUUCCUUCCGCCUUGCAGAUCUCCUUGUUCGUCUACGCCAGCACGUGCAUUCUUUCCCCGAUGCCUCAACUGUACCAGCCCCAUCACCACUGAAGUAUGUGUCCAUGUCGGCCAUGCUCAGCACUAGUCCUAGUGUCAGCUCUACACACACGCCCAGUAACAGUGGAAGCCAAGAACACAAAGAAGCGGAAGCCUUCGCAAGUCUGCAGCUACCAACUGACCUGCAAAAAGGCUGCCAAGAGAUGGUUGACGUCGCGACUGAAAUCUACGUGAGAGCCUUCGCUCUGAGCUCGUCACCUCGCACAGAAUUACUCCAGUUGAUCAUGCUCGGCCGUGUAGGACUCGUGCUCGCGUUGCUGCAACGCUCCUCCGACAGUCUCCUGAUAAUUGAAAAGCUGCGGUGGGUAGCGAAAGAAGCUACUCGGUUGCGUCUUCUGGUCGAUGACAGUCAAAAAAACGAUGUUUGGUUGCCAACGCAUUUGCUGUCUGACGUUAGCUCGUUGAACGAUCUGAAGCGUGCGUUCGUUGCUAGCGUUCGUAAGGCGUGGCCCACAGCGCUCAUCGAGGCUGCGAUUGCUCGUUGUACACCUGCAACUGAUGGAUCUGGUGUCCACUAUCGCCGCCUGGCUACUGCUCAUGCAUCGAUUGUAGAGCCGACUGACACGACUGCCAAGCCGGAACCUCGAGAGAUUACGGCGAAUUGGCCGUUUGAGCAGCGCGUACGCUUCGUCCUGACAAAUACGCGGGAUAUUACGCAGAUAUACGUCAAGAGCAUGCUCCCCAAUGGCGACGUUGCCUACCAUCGUGUCCCGACAAGUUGCAUCCGUGCUCAAGGUCCACGAAAGCACUCAGUCGACCACACGAUCUCGCUGACUGUAUCGCCGUUCUCGGACCCAACAGCAUUCACGGUCGCAGUGUGUCUGGGCCACCCAACACUCCCAGGAAGCGUCAAGGUAAGUGAAAUCUGCGCCACAUUUUGUGAAAACGAGUUAACCAAGUAUUAUGUUGAUGCCACAGUUAAGCCCUGGAUCUGGAGAGAUGUGUCCUCAUAUGUACGUAGAGAUAUCCUCCUCUGUUCGCGUACCGAUUUCCCACCGUACAAGCUCCACACUAAGGCAUGCGAGGUCGACUGCAUGAAUUAGACUGGCACUUUUUAAAGUGCUCUAGUGGUGUAAGAGUUCGUAGAGCAGAAUGGCUGAAGCAACGCUGACGUUGAGUGAGUCCACGCGAGUAUCUUCGUCCGUAGCUUGACCUAUGUCAUCGUAAUGUGAGCUGAAUGUACUAAACUAAACUAUUGCUACACUUGAGCGUACCUGGGAUGAUGACAACGUCCUGGCAGCACUGGCGGAUAUGUUUACGAAGACCGCGAUGUUCAUUGCCCUGUUCGGAGCAAUGGUAAAACAAAUAAGGGUCGUACAUUUUAUGCUGCACGGACGUGGCAAAACCUACCAUGACAAGGAUCGUCGGCUGGCCAUCAGAGAGUUUAGUAGACGUGAUGGAGUUGGGUCCACUGCUAGCGCCAACGACACGCCAGCCGAGAUCUCCACUGAUCGCAAGCAUUUCAUGCAGGUUCCUCGCUUUCAUCAAUUUAUCCUGUAACAUUCCAUUGCUCGUCAGAAAUUAUAUCAUCAGAAUGAAACAUUUGUGAACGUACAUUGGCGACCAUCACUUCCAGAGCACCGACCGAAGCACGCGAGACAGCAGGAGACAAUGGAGCAGUGUUCCGGUCACUCACAACAACUGCUGAACAGCCCAAGAAGUGCGCAGAACGGAGGAUCGCUCCAAAGUUCUGCGGGUCGUGGAUCUCGUCCAGCACCAAAAUCACAGGCGAUCGUUCCGAUUCCGUGAACUCUGCAACAGUAAAUAAAAUCAAUAACAACAAGAUAAACCACACAAUGACCA
Messenger RNA from Phytophthora nicotianae INRA-310, 3920 nucleotides. RefSeq lists its product as hypothetical. The record is from RefSeq and is a predicted model, not a curated record. The coding region runs from base 20 to 3160 and encodes 1046 amino acids. The transcript is spliced from 3 exons. Lineage: Eukaryota; Oomycota; Peronosporomycetes; Peronosporales; Peronosporaceae.